Messenger RNA from Encephalitozoon cuniculi GB-M1, 801 nucleotides. RefSeq lists its product as uncharacterized. Lineage: Eukaryota; Fungi; Microsporidia; Unikaryonidae. Bases 1 to 801 code for a protein of 266 amino acids. Gene Ontology annotation, molecular function: DNA replication origin binding. The transcript has a single exon. Gene Ontology annotation, cellular component: nucleus. Gene Ontology annotation, biological process: mitotic DNA replication checkpoint signaling. The record is from RefSeq and is marked provisional.
AUGGCAAGCUUAGAAGAUUUGAAGAGACUCUAUGACUCAUUCUCUUGCUCAGGUGCCUCUGUGUAUCUUAGAGAAGAGGAGACGCUUGCCAUAAGGUCGUUCCUGGGCUCUAAGAGCCCUGUUCUCCAUAUCUGUGGAAGCCCAGGCACAGGAAAGACCCAUGUUACUGUCCACACUGUAGGGAACUCCUUUCUUUAUCUGAACUACUACAACGAAAACGACAUCUUCGGAAGAAUAAAAAGCAGCAACACUUCUGUAGUAAUCAUCGAUGAGUUCGAUAAGUACUACAACGAAAGAAGGAAUGAGUGCAUACAAGCCAUGUGUUACUUGAGGACCAGGCAAAAGCUAAUAACCAUAUCGAAUGACCUAACGAUAUCUGGCGACGUCCUGUUUUUCAAACCAUACUCUUCAUCCGACAUGGAAAAAAUCUUGACUCAGAAAGUCUCUGAGGAAUCUUCUUCCCCCAUUCUAAAUCCGACAGCUAUAAAGAUUAUAUCAAAAAGAGUCGGACCCUCUGGAGACCUAAGGCAGCUGCUUAGAUAUGUCCAGGAGAUUGUUGGAAAAAAGAUCGUGGAGGGUGGCGCAGUGGAAAUAAGCCCAGAGGAUGUAUUUCCUGAGAAAGAAAGCACGGAGGAGAGGCCGAGCAAUGUGCACCAUAGCAUUAUCAGCUCACUGAUUUCCGGAAACAAAAGAGUUUCGAAGAUGGAGCUAUAUUCAAGAUAUCUGAAAGAAUGCCAGGAAAUGGAAAUCUCCUCCUAUGACAGAACAGAUUUUAAUAUAAUAUACGAUAUAUAUGCCUAA